This is a messenger RNA of Culicoides brevitarsis, 3133 nucleotides long. It is a transcript of the gene bel, whose product is annotated as ATP-dependent RNA helicase bel. Gene Ontology annotation, molecular function: RNA helicase activity; ATP binding; RNA binding. Bases 281 to 2491 code for a protein of 736 amino acids. The record is from RefSeq and is a predicted model, not a curated record. Gene Ontology annotation, biological process: cell differentiation; gamete generation. Lineage: Eukaryota; Metazoa; Arthropoda; Insecta; Diptera; Ceratopogonidae. Gene Ontology annotation, cellular component: P granule; nucleus. The transcript is spliced from 3 exons.
UGUACAGUCAAAUAAUUACGGACAAUUAAUUUUGCAGAAAAAAAGUGUUUAAACAACAUUUUAGUUGAAGAAACUGUAUCCUUGUGAUAAAACAUUGCUUCUAGCACGCGCAUAGCUAAAAAUUGCAGUGAAUAAACUGGAAAAACGUCAGUUUUCGUUAAAACAAAAAAUCAGCACACACAAAGGAAACGCUCUAUACAUAGCUCCAUACACACACACACGUAAUUUUGCUCGAGCAGAAGAGAGGAAAAAAAGAAGCCUUGUCGCAUCGUAAAGUACUAUGUACAAAUCUGAUUCCCAAAAUGAGUUUCUAGAACAGCGAUUUGCCGUUCUAGAUGUAAACGAUAGUAAGGAAGCUAAAAAUCCAAGUGCACCUGGAUCUGCUGUAUAUAUUCCCCCGCAUUUACGAGGAAGUGGUGGAAACAACAAUUCGUCUCGCGGUGAACAAAGCGCCGAUUCUGAGGAAGCUGCAGGUCGCGCCGAGAACGGGCCUCCUCCGCAGCAUCAAAAUAAUCGCGAAAACAAUCGCUACAAUCGGGAUUAUCGCAAUAACGAUUCGAGAGAUUACAACGGCGGCGGCGGCGGAAAUCGCGGCAAGUUUGAUCGUGGCAACAACGAUCGCGGCGGUUACGGAAACUACGGAAAUCGAGGACGACGCAACGACGACGGAGGAAAUUAUCAGAACGGCGACAACUACAAUAGACGAGGCGGCGGCGGCGGCGAAAAUUGGUCGAACAACAGAGGCGGCAACCGUGAUUUCCAGAAUCGCGACAAUGGACCGCCGCAACGUACGAACAAUCGUUGGCAGGAGCCCAGCGAUCGCCAAGAACCCCAAAUGGGAGGACGUUGGAAUGAACGACGCGAUAUCGACUACACCAUUCCCCUGGCACGCGAUGAUCGUCUCGAGCAGGAGCUCUUCGGUACAACAAACACCGGUAUUAACUUUAGCAAGUACGAAGAUAUUCCCGUGGAAGCGACGGGCACAAAUGUCCCGGCACACAUCAAUAGCUUCGAGGAUGUCAAGCUGACAGAAAUUAUCCGCAACAACAUAAACUUGGCACGCUAUGACAAACCGACGCCCGUACAAAAGUACGCGAUACCGAUUAUCAUCAAUGGUCGCGAUUUGAUGGCAUGCGCCCAGACUGGAUCUGGCAAGACGGCGGCGUUUCUCGUGCCGAUUCUCAAUCAGAUGUACGAGCGCGGUGUGCAGAGCAAUCCACCGAACGAUCGUCCCUACAAUCGUCGCAAGCAAUAUCCGCUUGGGCUUGUGUUGGCGCCGACGCGCGAACUUGCCACACAAAUUUUCGAAGAAGCAAAGAAAUUCUCGUAUCGCUCUCGAAUGCGCCCUGCUGUCUUGUACGGCGGCAACAACACUACCGAACAAAUGCGCGAACUCGAUCGCGGAUGUCACUUGAUCGUCGCUACGCCAGGACGUCUCGAGGAUAUGAUCACUCGGGGCAAAGUUGGCUUGGAUAACAUUCAGUUUUUGGUGUUGGAUGAGGCAGAUCGUAUGUUGGAUAUGGGUUUCGAGCCGCAAAUUCGUCGCAUUGUCGAAGCAAAUAACAUGCCGCCGACCGGAGAACGUCAAACUCUCAUGUUCUCAGCUACUUUCCCGAAGGCAAUUCAAGAACUGGCGAGCGAUUUCUUGCAUAACUACAUUUUCUUGGCAGUAGGACGUGUCGGAUCCACAUCGGAGAACAUCACGCAGACCGUUUUGUGGGUAAAUGAGCACGAAAAACGCUCCUACUUGUUGGAUUUGUUGAGUCCCUUCAAGGAUGGCGGGCAGGAAUAUGGCGCCGACAGUCUCACACUCAUUUUCGUCGAAACCAAGAAAGGCGCUGACGCUCUCGAGGAAUAUUUGUACCAAUACAAGCAUCCCGUAACAAGUAUCCAUGGCGAUCGUACGCAAAAGGAACGCGAAGAAGCUCUGAAAUGCUUCCGUUCCGGCGUGUGUCCCAUUUUGGUAGCUACUGCUGUUGCUGCUCGUGGUUUAGACAUUCCGCACGUGAAGAAUGUUAUCAACUUUGAUCUGCCAUCGGACAUUGAGGAAUAUGUGCAUCGUAUCGGGCGUACAGGACGCAUGGGAAAUUUGGGCGUUGCCACGAGUUUCUUCAACGAGAAGAAUCGCAACAUUUGCGCCGACUUGGUUGAAUUGUUGGUCGAGACGAAGCAAGAACUCCCGUCGUUCUUGGAAGAAAUGCAUUCGCAGGAACGUUCGCAUGGCGGCGGAAGACGCCCAGGCGGGCAACGUCGUUACGGAGGCAACUCUUUCAACUCACGCGAUUACCGUACUCAAAAUCAACGCGGAGGCAACAGCGAUAACCGCAAUUCGUCACGCAAUGGCAGAAAUAUGGGAUCCAAUUAUGGCGGCGGAAGCAACGACUACUAUUCAUAUAGUAAUCGCAAUGGAAAUUCUGGCGGCAACUAUGGCGGAAAUUACUCCUCUACAAACAAUUCCAGCGGAGGCCCAGACUGGUGGGGCGAUAAUUAAGCAAAUUAUUCAUCAUCGGCUUGUCGUUCGUCAUCAUCUUUCAAAAAAUUCGUUCAAAUUUCAAACAAUACGAUUUUUCAUUAUCACAUUUCAUUUAACAUAAUAUUAUUACUACAUUAUAUACUACAAACAAAUUCAAAAAACCAGCAAAAAAAUAAAAAUAGCGACAAAGAUCUUGUUCAAACAAAAAAAAUUAAAUACUUAGAAUACACACUCACACUAAACAAAACAAAAAACUGAUAAACUUUUGCACAUUGGAUUUAUUUUUGAGAAAAAUACGAGAAUAAAAUUACCAUCAUCAUCAAAAAAAUAUUAAAUGAAUUAAAAAUCGAUCCAAUAUGUUGCACCUGCAGAUUAAAAAUAAAAGAAAAAUUCUUCAAAAAAAAAAAAAAAAACUUCUGCUGUCCUUAAAAAUUAUUAUAAUUAUAAUUAUUAUUAUUAUUUAUAUGAAAAAAUGAAUCGACAGCAGUCGAAUUAUCAAUCGCGACAAGAGAAAAGAAAAGAUUGUGUAAAAGUUGACAAAAAAAAUUAUAUAUUAAAACAAACAUAUGCUUAUCUUUUUGUCUUCGAAUCAAUUGAAUAAACAAAAAAAAAUGAAUAAUUAUUAUUGAAUAAUAAUUUAAAAAUGAAAAAUAAUAAAAA